AUGUUUAGAUUAUAUUUAUUAUUAUCAUUAUUAUUUUUAAUAUCAAGUUUAAGAGCUGAUGAUGAUGUUUAUAAACAUAACGAUGAUGAUGAUGAGUAUGAUUAUAUAGUUCUCGGAGCAGGUACUGCAGGAUCAAUUGUUGCAAAUAAACUAUCUGAAAAUAAAAGAAAUUCAAUAUUAUUGGUUGAAGAAGGUGGUUUUGCUCAACAUCCAUGGAUAUGGGAUCCAAAAGAUUGGGUACAACAUUUUAUUACCGAUCCGGAGCCUGUUGUUUCCAGAGUAUAUAUGUCAACACCGGAGCCAGGUUGUAAUAACCGUACAAUGAACCAAAUAAGAGCAAAAGUAACUGGUGGCUGCAAUAUGAAUAACGGAAUGAUUUUCGUAGUUGGUGAUAAACAGCUAUAUAAUGAUUGGGCAGACCAAACCGGUGAGAGUGAAUGGGGUUGGGACAAUGUCCAUUCCAAACACAUUAGCGAGAUUCGUUCAAAGUUUUAUUUGAGAAAGCUCGAUGAUAAUAGAAAGCUACUUCCAGAGAUAAAAAGAGCUGUCACUAGACUUGGUGUACCAUUCAUUCCCGAUGUUUAUGUCGGAAAUUUGAAUGGUUUGACUAAUAGAAUAUCAAUGUCAAAACCAGACAACAUUACUUACCAACGGAGAGAAACAAGUUAUUCUACUUAUAUCGAUCCAGUUGUAGCUAAUCGUAAGAAUUUAGAUGUUCUAGUUUAUCAUCGUGCUGAAAAGAUUGAAUUCAAUGGAAAUAAAGCUGUUUCCGUUAGAUUAAGAGAUGUUGGAACUGGAAAGAUUAGAAACGUUAGAAUCAACAAAGAGUUAAUUAUCAGUUUAGGUGCUUAUGAAUCACCGGUUCUUUUGCAAGCAAGUGGCGUUGGAAAUCCUUCGAAAUUGAAACAAGCCGGUAUCAAACCAACGAUAGAUUCUCCUUAUAUUGGUGAAGGGUUAUAUGAUCAUUUCUAUAUUAAUUUCUUUGCAAAACCACUUUUAUCCACAAUCAAAAUAGCUGCUGACGAUCUCAACAGGCAUACGGUUGAAGAUGGAUUCCUCUAUUUCGGUACCAAACAAAAUAAAACUAAACACGAUUUCAUUUUGGGUUUGGAUUUCAAAUAUUUGGAAACAGGCCAAGUAGUUUUCUAUUGUCCAGUUGAGCUUGUCAAUGCAAAGAGUGUUGGAAGAGUUCAAGUCAAGAGUAUAGAUGAAACAGGUGCUGCCGUCCACCCAUUAAUAACAAACAACUACCUUACAUCUCCAGAUGAUAUCCAGAUUCUAAAGGAUGGUAUCAAAGAAUGUCGUAGAAUCCAAGAUAAACUCGUUCAAAUGGGAAUCGUAGAUGGAAAUAAACCUGAAUCCAGCAAUAUUGGUCAAGAUGAUGCAUCGAUCGAAGAUUAUAUAAGAAGAACCGGUGUUAGAGAUUUUCAUCCAUAUGGUACUGUCAAGAUGGGAAGAAAAGAUGAUCCAACAGCACCACUCGAUCCACACCUCAAACUCAAAGGUACCGAAAAUAUUCGUGUCAUCGAUGCUUCUGUAAUUCCCUCCAUAAAUGUAAAUACCAACGCACCAACAAUGAUCAUUGCAUUACAAGCUUCUAAAUUUAUAUUAAAAGACAAUAAAUAA
Heterostelium album PN500 is the source of this 1626-nucleotide messenger RNA. Its product is annotated as GMC family oxidoreductase. Gene Ontology annotation, molecular function: flavin adenine dinucleotide binding; oxidoreductase activity, acting on CH-OH group of donors. The transcript has 2 exons. The record is from RefSeq and is a predicted model, not a curated record. NCBI's taxonomy places the organism in Eukaryota, Evosea, Eumycetozoa, Acytosteliales, Acytosteliaceae. The coding region runs from base 1 to 1626 and encodes 541 amino acids.